Messenger RNA from Amphiprion ocellaris (clown anemonefish), 3911 nucleotides. RefSeq names its product protein phosphatase 1 regulatory subunit 3C-B-like. The record is from RefSeq and is a predicted model, not a curated record. NCBI's taxonomy places the organism in Eukaryota, Metazoa, Chordata, Actinopteri, Pomacentridae. Bases 278 to 1192 code for a protein of 304 amino acids. The transcript has 3 exons. Gene Ontology annotation, biological process: regulation of glycogen biosynthetic process. Gene Ontology annotation, cellular component: protein phosphatase type 1 complex. Gene Ontology annotation, molecular function: protein phosphatase 1 binding; glycogen binding.
GUGCUCGCGCUGUGUGAGUGUUUAGGGGGCGGGGCUGAGCGCGCGGACAACGUCUGUGUUUUAAAAUGGCUGAAAAAUGCAAAGAAAGUGAAGAAAAAUGAACAAACUGCGACCUUCUGGACAGAUCAGCCCGAACACAGCCGAACCCAGCCGAACCCAGCCGAACAGGGCCGAACCCAGUCGAACAGAGCCGAACUGAACCCAACUUGAGCGGCUGCAGCUCAGAGCGUCCAGUGAAGAGCAGCAGGGUUCUCCGCCUCCAGGGACUCCGUCUCCCAUGAUGCCCGUGGACGUGGCGGUAAGGUUCUGUCUGGCCAGCUCUCCUCCUCUGUGCUCCCUCCUCAGUAACCAUGACAACCGCUGCUUGCCAUCAGCCGCCAUGCUGCGACCUUGCCUGUGCUGUGAACGCGGUGGCGGCAUUGCCACGGUAACCACAACCUCAUCAUCAGCGGCAGAAAGCGGCCGGGCGAGGAGGAAGAAGAAGAGCGUGGUGUUUGCAGAUUCUCAGGGUCUGGCGUUAACUGCCGUGCAUGUGUUCCACGAGGACGAGGACGUAGACGAGCUGCAGUUCCACCUGACAGAGAUAGAGGGCGCCACCUCCAACCUGCACCUGGAGGACGGCACAGAGUCGGCAGAUGGUGGUUCUGUUCUGGUUCUGGACUUCACUCCACCAGCUGCAGACUACCUGGACCUGAGGAACCGGCUCAAAGCGCAGCAGGUGUGUCUGGAGACGUGUUCUCUUCAGGACCGGCUGCUGUCUGGUUCCGUCCAGGUACGGAACAUCUGCUUUGAGAAGAGCGUGUCGGUCCGGAUCACCUUCGACUCGUGGCGCUCCUUCCAGGAUGUUGGCUGCCGGUACCUGAACAACGUGUACGGCUGCUCUGACACCGACACCUUCUCCUUCUCCAUCUUGGUGCCGGACCUCAUGGAGCCCUACAGCCACGUGGAGUUCUGCAUCCGGUACCAGACCCGGGACCAGACGUUCUGGGACAACAACCUGGGGAACAACUACCACCUGGUGCUGUCGGAUCCCAGUGGGAGCACUGAGAGUCCAGCGGGGAAGCAAAACCAGCGGGCAGGGACCAGGGAGCAGAUGGAGUUUGACCCAUUUGGAAGCCCACGGACCUCAGCGGGGAUCUUUCCUGAGUGGCAGAGCUGGGGGCAGAUAGAUGGCAGCACCCCCUACUGGUGACACCUGCUUUUAAUGACUUUUUAUACUCCACCAGUACUAAAGCCACCUUAUUCUGGGAUGCAUCCAGAACCCACCAAGCACUGCUUCACUGGAGUCACUUUGCCUGAACAUGGAUCAGACAGAUGUUGACCUCUGGGUGGGCUGGAGGCAAACAGGAAGUCUAGAUCAGGGAUGUCCCGGUCUGAUCCCAAUGUAGUACUAGAGGGUAGGAUGUACUGCAGUAAACCUGUAUUCUCUCCAUGAUGUCAGUAGAUGUAGAUCAGCUAUAGUUCCUGGUUGUUCCAGCAGGUGGAGCCUCUUCCUGUUUAGUCCUGUAGAGACCAGAGGAGGCGUCACUCAGACUACAGUUCAUGUUAAAGCAGAGCGCAUUGUGGGAGUUUAGCAGUAACGGUCACCAUGACAAAGACUUCUGAGGAGGUUCAUGACCUCCAACCAGAGCUCAGGUGUGCCAGAUGAACUGGAACUCCAGAGUUCCUGGACCUCCGUAGCUGAAGAAUCAGACCAGACUGAGGAACCAACCAGGAGUCUGUUGAUGGAACAGAACCAAUGAACACGGAUCAGUCUGUGCUAGUGACUUACUAUUGAUAAAGGAAAUGAUUCUAAAUCAACGUCUUGCCAUGAACUGUUGUCUCAGACCUAAACAGCAGAUGGGGUUGAGGUUGAAGUUUAGCUUUGAUUGGAUCAGGACAUCCCUUGUUUGAAUAAAGAAGCAGCUGUAGCCUGAAGCUUCUCCUCAUCGUUAAGUGUUUGGAUCCUUCAGCUUCCCUCUAAGGGCUUGUUGUUGGGCCUCAGACCCGACCUAGACCUCACGGUUCUGCUGAGGGAACCGACCCUCACUCAGUCUCAGGGAGAAGAUCAGAACCUGCUGCUAUUUAUCUAAGACUCUUUGAUAUAUGCAAGAAAGCAGAGUUCCUUUUAGAAAUGCAGACGACAAUCAGGAGCCAAAGGGCUUCAGAAAGAAUCCACAGGACUGAUAGGACCUUCAGAAGGUCACCUGAAAGGCUUCAAAAGGCUCCAGUAGAUUUAUAAGGGCCUCCUUAAAACCCAAAGAUUCAAAGCCUUCCUCACCUUCCACAAGAUCCAUUCUGAUCUGGAGAACGUCCUCCACGUUUGUCCUCAAGACUGAUCAGCUUCUACCGGAAUGAUGCCAGAGUGUCUUCAAGGCUUCAGGAUGAGCUGAACUGUUGUUCAUCCCAGGAGGAAGAAGAAGUUCUCAGCUGGAGCAGCUUCAUUCACUCCUUCCUUAUUUAUUACCAUUACAGCAGAUUCUUCACCAGCAGAACUCUCAGCAGCCUGAAACACUGAAUUUUAAAGGUCUGAAAUCAGUCUGCCAUUCAGGGUUUAAACAGGUGUCGGAUCCUGCAGGUGAAGCCUGUUUGCUCACCUGAAGGAUCUUCACCAUCCAGACUCUGAUGAGAGGGAUUCAUUUUAAUAGAUUGUAAUGAUUGAAUGGGUUGAAAAUAUGCUGACAAGCAGCAGAUGAUGGACAUGUAGAUUAUAUGUAGUAGAUUAGCUGCAGUACCUGGAUGCUCCACCAGGUGGAGCCUCUGGCUGUUGAUGAGGUGGAGUUACAGGUGUGUUUGCUGACUGGCAUCAUGUCAAUGAGCUCUGUAGCAUUACAGUUAUUAAAGAUGUCUGUCUGCUUUAGCUAGCUCCCUGAGGCUGAUGCUAACAAUGCUAAGCUAGGACUUUGCAGCGUUAACACAAACUGAGUGUCAGCAGAUAUUAAAGAUAACAUUAAAGUGAUUAAGGGCAGUAAAUACUGACAGAUCUGCUUAGUAGUUUAGACACUACUGGUUUAAGUUUAGUCUCUGAAACACUUAAUUUGCUGUACCAGAUGGGUGCGGAUGUUGCCCGGUUAAUAUUAUUAACCUUUAACCAGGUUAGUGGUCAGAAACCAUGUGUGCUUAGUGUUGGUAACCUUGAUGUUAGAUUGAAUGGUUUGUGAUGAUUUAGUUUGAUUGGUUCUGAGUUUGAAUCAUUCUUCCUGCAUCAGGGGAAAAUCAACACGAUCACCAGCCCUCAUACGAUCAAUAGAUCAAUAACCUGAUCAGUUCUGCAGCUGAUCGUUAAUCAGUGAAACAUUCUGAGGUGUUUGCUGUUAAGUUUGUUCAUUUAUUUAACCGGACAGAGUCUGAAACACUAGAACAGGUGAAGAUAAACCUGCACUUCCUAUUAGCUCCUGUAGCCUCGACUAAGCUAACAAACACUCCUGUGUGCGUGUGCGUGCGUGUGCAUCAAAGCAUGUACCAGACUAAAGGGAUGUUCAGUGCUAAAAGUGAAUCUGCAGCUUCAACACUAAAAUAUUUUUGAAACAUAAAUGACUGUUGAACAUCCAGAUGGUUCCUGAAGGCCUCAUGUUGCGUUCAGGUCAUAUCACAGUUUAUAUCCCCUGCCUUCUGCAUAAACAGUUAGCUGUUAGCAGUUAGCAGCACGUUAUGGUCUGUUAAUGCAUCACGUGUUGAUGGUAAACUCCAGGCAAACUGCUAUGAUGGGGCAGUUUGUCUCCCUGUGACGGGCAGUUUUUCGGCUAGCUUGUGCUAACUUGGCAGCAUUAGCGCAUAAACGUACUGUAGCAGGGCUAUGAUGUAAAUGUACUGUAGCAGGGCUAUGAUGUAAUGUGCAAUGGAUGAUGAUGUCAUAAUUACUGCUGGAGCAGGAAGGGAUGUAACCUCCUUUUGUGUGUUUCCUUUUACAAUAAAAGUCUAAUUUUUGUAAA